CAAGACAUCAUUCAAUCUCUUAACUGAAGCAGAACAAAAGGCAUUGGCAAUUAUGUCUGUCUUUCCAGGUUCAUUCGAUUCUGAUGCAGCUGAGGCUGUAAUUACAGCUGUAAUAGAUUCUGAAGUGCAACCAGUUCUAAUUCUCCAAUCACUCAGAAACAGGUCUCUCUUGGAGCAGCCAAGUUCGUGUAGAUAUGAAAUUCAUCAGCUUAUCAAAAUGUUCCUCUCGAAAGAUUGUCACACCAAGUAUUCACAGGUUGUUGCUCAAGGAGGAAGAGAAGCCUGUGUCCACUUCAUUUGUCUACUUGCUUGCAAUGCCAGUAUGUACUGGAAAAAAGAUAAAUGCAAAGAAUCUGUUUUGAAAUUUAGUAGAGAAAGACACAACUUCGAGUAUUUCUUAAAAAUUUACGUUCACACGAUAAAGAAACGUGAUGCAGAUUCUCUUCUAAGUUCCACCAGCGAUAUUUUUGAAGAUUUUCCACAAAAGUGUAUGUACUUAGAAAUGUGCCUUUUACCUGACUUCUAUGUAAAAAUCUUGAAAGAACUUGGGAGGUACUUCCGCUCAGUAAGUCACCCCGUUCACAUCGUUGAAGUUUUGUGCCUUCUCGGACAUGAAAAGAGAAAAGUGGGCAAGAUAGCAGAGUACCAAUUUUUGAUGAAUCAUGCCAAGCAGGUGUACUUUAACAAUUACAAAGCUUUCAAAUCAAAUAAUCUGUCUCAAGUAUAUUUUUUUAAUAGCUAUGCCUGCUUUCUUUCGGCACCAAAAUUGCUUCCCAGUCGAUUGCAAAUGGUCUCCACAGUGUAUGAAAUAGCUUUAAUUUUGUGCCGUAAAAACCUCGAUGAACAUCCUGAAACGGCAGUUACUUUGCAGUUCGUUGGACGGUAUCUCAAAAGUUUGCAAAAUCUUCAAGAUGCAAUGGAGAUGUUUAACCGGUGCCUCGGAGAACAUUUCAUGACGGCUCUGAGCCACAAGGGCAUCGCAGACUUCUAUUUUGGUCGUUUCUUCUCCAGCAAGGAUAACACAGACAUGGAGAAAUGCUUUGAGCAUUAUGAAGCUGCCCUGACUUUGAUGAGGAAUCUUGGUGUUGGCGACCACAAAGAAAGCAUUUUGACGCUGAAAAACUACGGUGUUUGUUCGAAAAUCAAAGGCAAUUAUCAAGAAGCAAUAAGUAUUCUAACCAAAGCAAAACAAGUCGCGGAUAUUGAAUUGGAGGAGGACCACAAAUGGAAAGUAAUGAUUGAAACUCAGCUGGCCCUUGUGUACGAUUGCGUUGGAAAUGCAGAAGAAGCGGAAAAAAUGAUGGAGAAAGCUCUUAACAUGAACAAACGCCUCGACCAGUCCAUCGGUCAGUUAGCAAAUAGAAACGAGAUCCGUGAAUUCCUGUGGCGUCAUCCACAGGUUGACCAGGCGGUUAGGUUUAAUUCUCGUAGUUAAGUUUGACAGUUGUACGUAUCUGUAAAAUUAUCCAGUUGUUCAUGAGGUCAAACUACGAUUAUGCCUCUCCAGGCAAAGACGCUACCUGGACAUAAAUGGACAGUUGGAAUCCUUCUUUCUGUUUCUGGUUUGCGUAUGUCAGAACUGUGUUCCUUUCGUUUAGGAUAGCGUAGAGACCAACGUUACCCUUUUACUUCAGGAAAAAGAGUCCAUUGUGAAGUGUUUCUAUUCAUUCAUAGUAGACUUUGGACAAGAGACUAUCGUAAGACCGUUAUCAUUCUGAUGGGCAUAAUCGAGGGAAAUU
Messenger RNA from Stylophora pistillata, 1739 nucleotides. RefSeq lists its product as uncharacterized. Lineage: Eukaryota; Metazoa; Cnidaria; Anthozoa; Scleractinia; Pocilloporidae. Gene Ontology annotation, molecular function: ATP hydrolysis activity; protein binding. The record is from RefSeq and is a predicted model, not a curated record.